AUGGGUCCGAUAAAUCUGCAACAAGGGCGUAUUACUAAUCGCGGCGGAGCUAGCGGUAGCAGUAUCCAGAGGCAAGACCAGGAACAAGCUCUUCGUUCGCAGAUACAGUCGGAAAUCGAACGAAAAGCUAAAUUCUGUGCCAACACGCAGUACGAGUGUACGCUGCCACGUGUUGAUUCAUAUGCUUAUUGCUUUCGUCACAUUCUACAAGACCCAAACGCACCAUACAAGCAGUGUGAAUAUGUUUUCUCUAACGGGCGUCGUUGUUUGGAACCAUCACCAAAGUAUGACGCAAAGAAGGAUUACGGGACGAACUAUUGCUUCGAGCACAGCCGACAGACUCAGCUUAGCAAAACGAAAUCUACCAUUGGAAAGCUCGUACCAGUCGAGACGACGGAAACGCUACUGAACAGUCUCGCUCACCACGUGAAGGUAGACAAAAAGCAGCAGCACUACUUAGGAAGCAAUACGCCUCUGAAGAUAACUGUCCAUGAAGACGAUGAGGAUACCGAUGUGGACAUUGUUACACCAUCGGUGGAUCCAUUUGUUGAUGUUGACGUAACAGCGGUAAAUGAUUCCGGGCGUGUCGUACUUGAUUAUGCCUCUGAUUCGAGCUCUGACGAUGAACCCGUAUACCAUCCUACCUACGGUACGUCCUGGAAAGGUCAUGAGAUGGACAACUCCGACAACGAGAGUGUUGACUCGCAAGGGGACGAUCCGCUGAAACACGCUGGGAUCUACACGGCCGAGGAGGUUACUCGCAUCACCAAGGACAAAUUGAGCCGUUUGCAAUCGCUGUACAUCGACCAGAUUCACCAUUUACAGCAUGUGUUACGCGAGCGACGUCGCAGCUAUCUGAAGGAGCAACGCGCUGAGCGGGACGUACAUUGCAGCAUUUAUGACCAGGUUAAAGAAACACCCCGGGAACGCAUGCUGUACGAGAAAUUGAAGGGUCUCAAUCGAUACCACCGGAAGCACGGUGUCGAGGCAAUUCUACAGCGUAAGUAUUUAGAGAAGCGAGCCAAGGCAACUGAGGGCCUCCAGCACAAGCCUCCGUCGCUACCGAAGUGUUCGUACACUGAGGGCGGAGUGAAGUGUGGUGAGCGAACUUUACCCUGCUGCAAGCACUGCCGUAAGCACAUCCUAGAGGACAAGAAGCAGGUGUUGUUCAGGGCGUGCAGUAUCGACAAGAAUGGUGUAGUCUGCCAAGAACCAUUGGCCGGGCUAUUUGAUAACAUAACCUGUCCAUUGCACAUGGAGCUUCCGGCACAGCGUUCGUUCAACAAACGGAAGUAUGAAUCGGAAUCAGAAGGAGAAUGUGAACUCAGUUCCAUUGAUGCAAACAAGGCCAACGCGGGACAAGAAGUGAAUGCAAAUAUUAAACAAGAAUUGCACGAUGUUGAGAUAAGCGACUUAAAACAAUCAACGAAGAUUGAUGGUAGACGCCGAACUAUCAGGCAGGAUUCGGCCAUAUUAACCCCGACACGCGUACGCAACACCCGCGCUUCGAAAGCUGCCAUGGCAAAGUUAGAUGGGCAACAGCAGCAGACACGUACGUCGAUCGUAUUGUCAGAGGAUCGUAGUAUAAAAAAAGAAAAACUUGAACCGCAUGAACCCGAGCAGAAUCUAACGAUCGUCCAUGACACCAGUAACAGUACUAUCUCCGUAGCCACUGGCGUGUGCCUAGAUCCCAGCGGGAAACGUCCUGAAGUCGACCUGGGCGAUUUGGAGGAAGCUCUACUGCCGGUCAGUAUUAUUGCUAAGAACAAACCAAAGCAAGAAUAUCUGGAUACAGAACUUGGUUUGGCAAAAGAGCAACCGGAACCGAUGGAUACAACGCAAUCGGUAUCACAAUAUACUGCUACAGUAGAGCAUGAGGAAUUCGCAAAAAACACCAUAGCUAAUGAGCAGAAAGCUAUCAGUUCGGAAUUAAUCAAACCAGUGAUUGAAGGUAAACAGAUGAUCAUAGAAGAGACAUUCGAGAAUUCAAUCGAGGUCGAACAGCAAAAUAAGCAGGAGUGUACAAACGAAGAUAUAUUGGACGAAAUCUUGAAUAACCCAGCUUGUGAGGAAAUAGACACAAAUAAACUCGAUCAGAAGGAGUAUUUGAAGAUGUCAAAAGAAACAGUACCAUUAAAGCACCAAAAACAACGACCGGUAUUGGAUGCACUUGAAAGUUUGCGGAAAUCUUCUGAUAAAAAAGAACCACUGAUAAACACUAAAGCGAUGGCAAUAGACCCGCACAAAGAAAUGAGUACGGCAUUCGACGAUUCAGAGGGAACCAACGUUACACAAAUAAAAAACAGCAAGCUGGAGUCGGUAUCUGUAACGGCAGGCACGUCAAGGAAUUCAGAGCUAAAACUGCGUCGUCAGCAAAAGUGA
Messenger RNA from Anopheles nili, 2382 nucleotides. RefSeq lists its product as uncharacterized. The record is from RefSeq and is a predicted model, not a curated record. Gene Ontology annotation, cellular component: NSL complex. The coding region runs from base 1 to 2382 and encodes 793 amino acids. The transcript has 2 exons. Lineage: Eukaryota; Metazoa; Arthropoda; Insecta; Diptera; Culicidae.